GUCUUCAGAUCAGCCUCCUAAGGAACUAAGAUUACAGGCAUGAGCCACCAGUAUUUGGUAAAUCUAUUAAACACUAUACUUCUAGGCUUCUAUAAUCUCAUAGCAAAGUAUCCUUCCCACUGUACAGAUAAGAAAACUCAGGCCACAGACAAUCAAACCACCACCAGUGCUGAGGUUGGAAGGAGCCAGGGGAAGGGAAGGGCUUGUGGCUGUGCUAACCCAUGCUCACAUAGGCGUCAGGGAAAAGGGGGUAGGUGAUGGCUUUUUUCUCUGUGCCUCCCCUGCCCACCAGAAACCAUCCAUUCCUGGUCCAGGCAAGUCUGUCUUUCCGGAUGGCGGGGGUGGGCCAGAGGAUGAUCUUAUCCACUUGUCCCCACGGCCCUGACCCGCUGACCUCUCCCUCGCCACCGAUUUCUUCAUACUGGUUCAACAUUAACCCAGAGGGAUCAGGACAGUCCUUCAGAUCGCAGGAGCCGACACAUUAUGGCGCACGUCGGAGGCCUGCGGCUACCUGGCUACCUGGCCCUGGCUGCCCUGUUUACCCUUGUGCACGGCCAGCAUGUGUUCCUGGCCCCUCAGCACGCACUGGCGCUGCUCCAGCGGGUUCGCAGAGCCAACACCGGCUUCCUGGAGGAGAUGCGCAAGGGCAACCUGGAGCGGGAGUGCGUGGAGGAGCAGUGCAGCUACGAGGAGGCCUUCGAGGCGCUGGAGUCCACCAGCGCCACGGAUAUCUUUUGGGCCAAGUACACAGCUUGUGAUUCAGUGAGGACAACUCGGGAGAUUUUCACGGAAUGUAUGGAAGGUCACUGUGCCAAGGAUCUGGGAGUGAACUAUCGAGGGACUGUGAACGUCACUCGGUCUGGCACUGAAUGCCAACUCUGGAAUAGUCGCUACCCACACAAGCCUGACAUCAACUCUGUCACCCACCCUGGGGCUGAACUGCAGGAGAAUUUCUGCCGCAAUCCAGAUGGCAGCACCCUUGGUCCCUGGUGCUACACCACGGACCCCACUGUGCGCAGGGAGGAAUGCAGUGUCCCCAUCUGUGGCCAGGAGGGAGAGACCACUGUGAAGGUGAUUCCCCGCGCUGGGGGCUCCAAGGUGAACAUGGACACUGCACUGGACCAGUGUGUCCCUGAGCGUGGCCAGCAGUACCAGGGGCAGCUGGCAGUAACAGCCCUGGGAACCCCCUGCCUGGCCUGGGCCAGUGAAGAGGCCAGGGCCCUGAGCAAGGACCAGGACUUCAAGCCAGAGGUGAAGCUGGAGGGAAACUUCUGCCGAAACCCCGAUGGAGACCAGGAGGGUGCCUGGUGCUACGUGGCAAACCAGCCUGGCGACUUUGAGUACUGUGACCUCCACUACUGUGAUGAGGCAGUGGAAGAGGAGGCCGGCGAGGAUGGAGACGUGGCCAUCUCAGGGCGCACUACGACCGAGGAGUUCCAGACCUUCUUUGAUGAGACCACGUUUGGAGCAGGGGAGGCAGACUGUGGCCUGCGGCCUCUGUUUGAGAAGAAGUCGUUGCAAGACCAAACGGAAUCGGAGCUUCUGGAUUCUUACAUCGAGGGGCGCAUUGUGGGCGGCUCAGAAGCUGAGAUUGGCAUCGCUCCCUGGCAGGUGAUGCUUUUCCGAAAGAGUCCCCAGGAGCUCCUGUGUGGGGCCAGCCUCAUCAGUGACUGCUGGGUCCUCACAGCUGCCCACUGCCUCCUGUACCCACCCUGGGACAAGAACUUCACUGAGAAUGAUGUUCUGGUGCGCAUCGGCAAGCACUCCCGUACCAGGUAUGAGCGGAAUGUAGAAAAGAUCUCCAUGCUGGAGAAGAUCUACAUCCACCCCAGGUACAACUGGAGGGAGAACCUGGACCGGGACAUUGCCCUGCUGAAGCUCAAGAAGCCCAUCACCUUCACCGACCACAUUCACCCGGUGUGCCUGCCGGACAAGGACACCGUGACCAGGUUGUUCCAGGCUGGGCACAAAGGGCGAGUGACAGGCUGGGGCAACCUGAGGGAGACGUGGACAACUAGCAUCAGUGAGGUGCAGCCCAGCGUCCUGCAGGUGGUGAACCUGCCCAUCGUGGAGCGGCCCGUGUGCAAGGCCUCCACCCGGAUCCGCAUCACUGACAACAUGUUCUGUGCUGGUUACAAGCUUGAUGAAGGGAAGCGAGGGGAUGCCUGUGAAGGUGACAGCGGGGGCCCCUUCGUCAUGAAGAACCCCUUUAACCAGCGCUGGUAUCAAAUAGGCAUUGUGUCAUGGGGAGAAGGCUGUGACCGGGAUGGGAAAUAUGGCUUCUACACACACGUGUUCCGCUUGAAGAGAUGGAUACAGAAGGUCACUGAGCGGUAUGGAUAGAGGGCCGCUUCUGGAAAAAUCACAGAGGACAAUCCAGUGAAAGAAUUAUUUUUGUGGUUUCUUAAACUCUAGUUCCCAUUAAAAGUGACUUUCGUCAAUGA
This is a messenger RNA of Perognathus longimembris pacificus (Pacific pocket mouse), 2444 nucleotides long. It is a transcript of the gene F2, whose product is annotated as coagulation factor II, thrombin. Gene Ontology annotation, biological process: proteolysis; blood coagulation; platelet activation. NCBI's taxonomy places the organism in Eukaryota, Metazoa, Chordata, Mammalia, Rodentia, Heteromyidae. The transcript has 14 exons. Gene Ontology annotation, cellular component: extracellular region. Gene Ontology annotation, molecular function: calcium ion binding; serine-type endopeptidase activity. The coding region runs from base 484 to 2343 and encodes 619 amino acids. The record is from RefSeq and is a predicted model, not a curated record.